AUGGGUGAUAGAACACUUAAGCAAUUGGCUGCUCCUAAUGUUGAUAACGAGCAGCCCCUGUGUAUUCGUUAUGCUAAUCCUGUUGUACCUUUUGAGCUUAAGUCUGGACUGAUACAUUUGCUUCCCAAGUUUCGUGGUCUUGCAGGUGAGGAUCCUCACAAGCAUCUGAAGGAAUUUCACAUAGUCUGCAGCACUAUGAAGCCAACAGGGGUGGAUGAGGAGCAAAUCAAGUUGCGUGCUUUUCCUUUCUCUUUGGACAGUGGAGCUAAGGAUUGGUUGUACUACUUGCCACCUUCCUCCAUUGUAAGCUGGAAUGACAUGUCAAGAUUUUUUCUUGAGAAAUUCUUCCCUUCAUCUAGGGCCACCUCAAUCAGAAAGGAGAUCAGUGGCAUAAGGCAGGCUAAUGGGGAGAACAUGCAUGAGAACCUUUUAGAUGCAGCUAAUGGAGGAGUCCUGAGCAAUAAAACACCUAAUGAGGCAAAAGAGUUGAUUGUUGAGAUAACGGCUAAUGCUCAGCAAUUUGGCACUAGAGCAAACAGCAGUACAGUGUUCCAAGUGCAAACUCCUCCAAUGUAA
Molecule: messenger RNA, 576 nt
Organism: Gastrolobium bilobum
Lineage: Eukaryota; Viridiplantae; Streptophyta; Magnoliopsida; Fabales; Fabaceae
Exons: 2
Coding region: 1-576 (191 amino acids)
Source: RefSeq, a predicted model, not a curated record